Molecule: messenger RNA, 807 nt
Organism: Phycomyces blakesleeanus NRRL 1555(-)
Lineage: Eukaryota; Fungi; Mucoromycota; Mucoromycetes; Mucorales; Phycomycetaceae
Exons: 6
Coding region: 1-807 (268 amino acids)
Source: RefSeq, a predicted model, not a curated record
AUGUCAAGAAAUCUCAAUAACAAUUCAGUUAACAAUGCUUUUGGUGAAAAACCUUCUGUGGGAAGCCCACCAAGAAAUACCAAUGAUAUAAGGACAAUAAUGUUGCAACACUCACAGGGAACAGUGAGCAAUCAAAGACCACUAGCACCAAAGAAAGCUCGGUUGAAUCUUGAAAGUGAUUUGUCAGGUAGAACUCGUAACAUCCAUGAUGUGUACGAGAAACUUGACACCAUGAAUAGUGUCUUAAACACUGUUUUGAAGAACACAUCUUCUGAGAAAGCCGAAGCCACUGCUAGUAAUACAGUUGAGCAAGACAUGUUGCCUGGACAUCAACCAACAUUGGAUCAAUUGUUGCGCAAUUAUUUGAGUGAAAAGAAAUUUGAGGGAAACAGACUCGUUCUGAAGUCUGUUACUGAUUACCUUCGUCAUCAAGAAGAGGGGAAAAAGUCAUGUGAAAGAAGACAAUCUGUCUUGAAAGCCAAUCGGGCACACUUUGUGAACAGCUUUGGAGAGAAUGUUGACAGUAUUUUCCAUGCUGAUUACAUGUCAGACCUUGAGAGUGAUGACGAAAGAGAUGAAGAAGAACAGGAUUCGUUCUCAGAAAAGCAUUUUUUUUGGAGAUUCCACCCAAGCUGGAGAAGCAAAGAGGGAGAUAGGUUUGUUGAUGAACUUGAUGUGGAUUAUGAGGCAGCUCAUGAUAAGAAAAAUAAUACCCGGCUGUUUGAGCAUAAAUUUAAAGGAAUAAGAGAUAAGCAGCUUAGCAAGACCAAGGCAAACAAGCUACCAUCAUGGUCAAAGAAACAAUAA